AUGCGGCCCGCAGCACGACGGAGCUACUAUAGGCAGACGCCACAAGCCUCCAAAAUGGCCAUGUUGCAACACAGAUACCAGCGGGCCCAGAGACGAAAAAUGGCGGCAGGCCUAUCGGGCACACUCCCUUGCUCACAAAUUAAAUCGUCCGGAAUUACAAAACAGCCGUCGCAAACAAGCAAAUCACCUGAUCAAAAUUCCGGCAUCCAGCGCAGCAUGAACCGACUCCACGCACAGAACGAGACAACACAAGCGACUGUGCGGCAGCAGACUCCACGGGGCACCGCCAGAGCCGACUCCCGAAGCAGCGUCAGCAAGCCAAGGGGCGACACUGGAAAGGCACAUAGGGAAAAAGUCUGGCUCUUACCAGCAAUAGUUAUCGGUUGA
Molecule: messenger RNA, 387 nt
Organism: Pelobates cultripes (western spadefoot toad)
Lineage: Eukaryota; Metazoa; Chordata; Amphibia; Anura; Pelobatidae
Source: the annotation of a GenBank genome assembly